CGGGGUCUAGUUUCCUAGGCGACCUGUUCCUGGCGGUCGCCUGGUAACGGGUCGCUGCGGCGGUGCUAGUGGCUUCAAUUUAGGCGGCUUAGGCCGCGGAGGUCACAGGGCCCGGACCCUUAGAUCCCGGCUCUAUCUGUCUAUGCGGCAAUGGCUGCCGCUGCAGCCGUGGUCACCCCGUCUGGCUUGCAGGAUCGGGUGGCUCGGUCUCGUGGCGAAGGGGCCGGGGAGGCGGUGGUGGAGCGUGGGCCGGGCGCGGCCUACCACAUGUUCGUGGUGAUGGAGUACUUGGUGGAGAAGCUGAAGCUGCUCCACUACGAGGAGGGCCUCCUCCGGAAAAGCAACCUGAAGCCCCCGUCCAGACACUAUUUUGCUCUCCCUACCAACCCUGGUGAACAGUUCUACAUGUUUUGCACUCUUGCUGCUUGGCUGAUUAACAAAGCAGGACAUCCCUUUGAGCAGCCUCAAGAGUAUGAUGAUCCUAAUGCAACAAUAUCGAACAUUUUAUCUGAACUUCGGUCAUUUGGGAGAACUGCAGAUUUUCCCCCUUCAAAAUUAAAGUCAGGUUAUGGAGAGCAUGUAUGCUAUAUUCUUGAUUGUUUAGCUGAAGAAGCAUUAAAAUAUAUUGGUUUCACAUGGAAAAGGCCAUCAUACCCAGUGGAAGAAGUAGAAGAAGAAGCUGUUCCAGAAGAUGAUGCAGAAUUAACAUUAAAUAAAGUGGAUGAAGAAUUCGUGGAAGAGGAGACGGAUAAUGAAGAAAACUUUAUUGAUCUGAACAUUUUAAAGGCCCAGACCUAUCACUUGGACAUGAGCGAGUCUGCCAAACAAGAAGAUAUUUUGGAAUCUACGACAGAUGCUGCAGAAUGGAGUCUAGAAGUUGAACGUGUACUACCACAGCUGAAAGUCACGAUUAGGACUGACAAUAAGGACUGGAGAAUCCAUGUUGACCAAAUGCACCAGCACAAAAGUGGAAUUGAAUCUGCUCUAACAGAGACCAAGGGAUAUUUGGACAAACUCCAUAGUGAAAUUAGUAGAACUUUGGAGAAGAUUGGCAGCCGAGAAAAGUACAUCAACAAUCAGCUUGAGCACUUGGUUCAGGAGCACCGUGCAGCACAAGCCCAGCUGAGUGAGGCAAGAGAACGAUACCAGCAGGGAAGUGGUGGAGUCACGGAAAGGACCAGACUCCUGGCUGAGGUUACAGAAGAAUUAGAAAAGGUAAAACAAGAAAUGGAAGAAAAAGGCAGUAGCAUGACUGAUGGUGCACCUUUGGUGAAGAUUAAACAGAGCUUAACAAAACUAAAGCAAGAAACCAUUCAGAUGGACAUUAGGAUCGGUGUUGUAGAACACACGUUGCUCCAAUCAAAACUGAAGGAGAAGUCCAACAUGACUAGGGACAUGCAUGCAACAAUUAUUCCAGAAUCAACAAUAGGUUCUUAUUAAAAACAUACUGUUUUCUCAUGCUUCUGAUUAGUUGAUUUUUUUAUCAAAUUAU
Molecule: messenger RNA, 1492 nt
Organism: Fukomys damarensis (Damara mole-rat)
Lineage: Eukaryota; Metazoa; Chordata; Mammalia; Rodentia; Bathyergidae
Gene: Ift57
Product: intraflagellar transport 57
Exons: 11
Coding region: 151-1440 (429 amino acids)
Biological process (GO): non-motile cilium assembly; intraciliary transport
Cellular component (GO): cilium; intraciliary transport particle B; centrosome
Source: RefSeq, a predicted model, not a curated record